AUGAGAUUUCUCACCAUACUCGUUUUUACCGCAACUAUUGCAUUGGCUUCUUUCGGUGCCAACGCACAAACAACAACCACCGGAGCUCCAACAGCUCUUCCAUCCUUUACUUACAGUCUCACCGAACAAUCUGCUGCUGAACGACAGGACCUUUGUAAUCGGAACAUGGGAUAUUGUAUGAACAACUGUGGUGGCCCUGACAAAGCACCAAAGAACUUCUGUAAUGUUACUACCAUGGGAUGGGGAUGUGGUUGUAAAGAUAAAAUCCCGGAUUACCAAGCUUAUCAAUGGCCCAUUAACUAUGCUAAUUGUGCCUGCCAAAGUGCUUGUAAAGGCGAUCAGUCUUGUAUUGUAGCUUGCACCAAAGCAUAUAGUUCAGUAUGUGGAACUUCCGACCAACCUCCGGCUUAUUACCAAGUCGAUGAUCCUUCUAUUACUCCAUCCUAUGGACCUUCAAAGAGUGGUAGUAGUAAUGCUGCAACCAGCGGAUCUGUUGGAUCUACUAACCCCACUAGCACUCCUAGUUCAACUAACAGCACAGCAAGCGAUGGUACAAAUGUUUCACCAUACUCAAUUAUCUACCCAUUAGCUAUCGUUGCUGCUGGUAUGAUGAUGCUUUAG
Acaulospora morrowiae is the source of this 621-nucleotide messenger RNA. NCBI's taxonomy places the organism in Eukaryota, Fungi, Glomeromycota, Glomeromycetes, Diversisporales, Acaulosporaceae. The record is from the annotation of a GenBank genome assembly.